GACGACUGCGCCAUCUGUUUGCGACCCCUCUGCGCCAGCCGGCUCCGCGCCUCCGUCGGCGGGCUCCCGUGCGGCCACGUAUUCCAUUCCGGCUGCCUCGAUCUCUGGGCCGCCGGAAACAAGACCUGCCCGUACUGCCGCGCAGCAAUC
Emiliania huxleyi CCMP1516 is the source of this 150-nucleotide messenger RNA. RefSeq lists its product as hypothetical. Gene Ontology annotation, molecular function: ubiquitin protein ligase activity. The transcript has a single exon. The record is from RefSeq and is a predicted model, not a curated record. Gene Ontology annotation, biological process: protein ubiquitination. Lineage: Eukaryota; Haptophyta; Isochrysidales; Noelaerhabdaceae. The annotation marks the transcript as partial.